ACCCACUGGUGAUGACUGGAAGGUAAUUGUAACUGAGAUAUAAAAGAUGGAAAUCCUUACCUUUUCUUUAAAAGUAAAAACAAAAAACAAAAGGGGUUUUAUUUUUGGAGAAGACGGAAGGAAUUUGUGGACCCUAAGAAUUAGUAACUAUACAACAGAUGUCAUCACAAAUUGUUGUUGUAAACACUGUAACUGUGUAAAUGUGCUAUUACAUUGUACUGUACCCUGUGUCUUUUAGUUGCAAUUCAGGGGUGUCAAAUUAAUAGGGACGCUAGGGACAUGUCCCUACAAAUAUCCAGUAACUACUGAAUUGUAACUAGCAAUAAUUUUGAUCAAACAAUUAAAAUGCAUUUAUAUAACCACUGUUGUCCAUCUGUGUCUUGUGGUUUGUAUUUUUUAUUUUUUUUUAACCAGGAAAAGUCUCACUGAGAUUAAUAAUCUCUUUUACAACAGUGUCCUGGCCAAAAUAGGCAGCAGCACAAUUUUUGGUACACAAAAGGUUAACAGAUCCCAUUCUCUACUACGCGACCCGCCUCCCUAAACCACGUCGCUAAUAGGAUUGGCUUUGCCGUUUCUUGCUAACGUGUGAGAGGCUGUAGCUACAUCCGGUUGUACAAAGUGCCAAAGGUCCUUCAACUAGAUGCGCAUUAUGUAGGCUACCGGUACGUGAGGAAGACACCAUCCUUAUACCAGCAGUUCUGUUCUGGAUGUGAAAAUACAGGACAAAUCAAUCGCCUCUCAUACUGAUUCAGUGACAGUGCAUUUUUUCAAUGCGUGACAAUCCUGUAUUAACGGGAUGGUUGCAAGCGUAAACGUUAGUUUGUUUGUGUGUGUGUGUGUGUGUGUGUGUGUGUGUGGGCGCGCGCACGUCGCAGGGGCGGUCAAUUGUCAAUUGUGGUCAAUGUCAUAAGCAGCCACUUAGGGCGUCACCAUAUUUGUGGCUCCGCCCCACCGAAUCCAAUGAACAGUACCGAGCGACAUUUAAAGUUCCUCAUGUCUUUUAUUACCUCAGAAAAGUUUGUUUCUUUUUGUUUAUGUUCUUUUUUUGUGGUUAUGCCUAUCCACGAUGGCUAUUUUUAUUUUUUAAUUUGUGCUAGGACCGGUAUUGUGUGUGCAUGCGUGUACUUUGACUUGUAAGGUAGCUCCUAAUUCCCACCUUUCUUUUUUUGACCACCAUCCUGCGUCAGCAUGUCAGCAUAUCACCAAACGCACACACACACACACACACACACACACUCAAACCAGCGGAUAUUGGGAACUACUUUACAACAAGUCAAAGUGCAAAUCACUAUAAUAAUACUUAAUUAAGCCAUAAAUGUAGAGGAAGAGAAGAGGGAAGUGAGGCAGGUGUAAAGGCAGGGUCACAGGUGAGGUCCUAACAUAUGACAUGGUGAUAUGUUAGUAGUGAGAUUCAGUAUUGUGACAAAUGUUAGGUUGUACUGGGAUGUACUGUAUGGUUCAUCCAUGUGUGUUUGAAAUGAAAGCUUUGAAUAGGAACGUUGUUGUUGUCUCUGUGGACUGCUUUUAUGUCCCCACCAAUGUCAAAAUCAAAUCUACACCCAAUUUGCUUUCGAUAGGUAUUACACAGUUUAUGUGAAAUGUAUAGGAAGUCAUCUUGACUUAAUGUAUCCAAAUUUUGUACUGCAUUUUUGAUUCCUAUAUAGAAAUAAUGCAUUAUUAUUAUUAUUAUUAUUAUUAUUAUUAUUAUUAUUAUUAUUAAUAAUAAUAAUAAAAGUAUUUGUGUUCAAAAUGUUGUACUUCUCAUUUUAUCACAGAACUUUGUUGCAAUUGUUUACCAGAAAACUGAGCAUGUAUGUACACCAAAACAUGUAUUACACAAGCAGAAAGACAAACUGUUUGGGAGUGUUUAUCAGGGUGCUAAAAAAAAGUGAAAAAUGUAUUACCCUGCCUGUGCAUUACAAGAUAGAUAAAUAUGUGAAUGAUAAGGGUGUUGGUUUGUUGAGAGUAGGUGUGGAGAGAAGCUACGUGUUAACAGUGAUGCACUUCCUCCAUUAUCCGCUCUGAGAGAAACUCCACCCCGGCCUUCAGCUGACAUUACAGUUGCCAGCAGUAUUUAAAGGGGCUGAGCCUGAUUUAUUAUUGCACGCUAUGAAUCAUCAACCACUUUCAUUCAAAGCCGUGAUCACAGAGGUGUUUAGUUCUGGACGUUUCAGGGAUCUGAUCUGAUCUGAUGGUACUGGUCCCCUUAUUACCGGCUUGGUGAAGACGACACCGCUUAUAUACCCGAGCAGAAAAAGAUGUUCCCCAGCACUAUACCAGAAGGACAAGUUGAGCAGGCACGCAAAUACUUUAACUUCUUGAAGAGACCCUUGGGGAUCUUGUGAGGAUCAGAGGUGAUAUGUCACGUGGAAAUGCAUAACUGCACAUCUAAACCACCAUUGAGACAUCCCCAAAGCUUUUUGGCUCACAUAUACUGAACGGGAGCAGUACGAGAUUACUCUCAGUUUCCAGAAAUGGGCACUCAACUAAAACAUCUUCAUGCAGAAGAGUCAUGUGAUCCAGAGCUUGAGGAAGCAGAUAUGGGAAGCAUAGUGACACCGCAGGCUCAGGCACGUACAGCACACCUUGAAGCUCCUGAUGGAGGAUGGGGCUGGGUGGUGCUGGUGGCCACCAUCUUAGUCCAAGCCAUGACCCUGGCCUUCCCAUCCUGCAUGGGCAUCUUCUACACCGACCUUCAGAUUCAAUUCAAUGCCAGCAACAGUGAGACAUCCUGGGUGCCAUCCAUAAUGAUAGCAGCCCUACAUGCUGGAGGGCCCUUGUGCAGCAUAUUCGUGGAACAUUUCGGCUGCAGGGCAACAGUGAUGAUGGGGGGAGUCUUGAGUGGAUUAGGGAUGGUAGCCAGCUCUUUUACACAUUCCAUCAUUGAGCUUUACAUUACUGCAGGAGUAAUAACAGGUCUAGGUUUUUGUUUCAGCUUCCAACCUGCAGUCACCAUCCUUGGUCACUAUUUUGUGCGCCGCCGUGCCUUCGCCAAUGGCAUGUCAUCCACGGGCACAGCUCUGGGCCUGUGCUUGCUGCCCUUCCUGGGUCACUACCUACACAGUGAACUGGGUUGGAGGGGGAGUUUCCUUGUGCUGGGUGCUGUGCUGCUUAACUGCUGUGUGUGUGGUGCUGUCAUGAGGCCCCUGGUGUCACGGAAACACAAAGAAGUCAAAGAAAAGAAAAAUGGCACCAAACCACUGGCUGAGGAGGGCUUUAAAGAACAGAUGUGGGUGGCGUGGAGGAGUUUAAUGUCCUCUUUCCAUCGCCACAUGGCCUUUGACCUGUUUUGCAGUAACCAGCGCUUUCGCGUGUACGCACUUGGCAUUACAUGGAUGAUGUUGGGCUUUGUGGUGCCGCUGAUUUUCCUCGUACCUUAUGCUACAGACAAUGGCAUUGAGCGGAGUCGGGCUGCCCUGCUGCUCUCUAUCUUGGGCUUUAUCAACAUCUUCGUGAGGCCGCUUGCUGGCCUGCUCUUCAGCCUUCCCUGGUUCAAAGGCCGCCAUGUUUAUGUAUUUUCAAGUGCAUUGCUACUGAAUGGACUGAGCAACAGCAUCUGCUGUAUUGCGCCCACAUUUCCAGUACUCUUGGCUUAUGUGCUGACUUAUGGUCUGUCCAUGAGCGUGGUGGGCACACUGAUGUUCACUGUGCUCAUGGACAUAGUGCAGAUGAACCGCUUCCCCUCAGCACUUGGUUUGCUUGCUAUCAUGGAGAGCGUCACGCUGCUGAUUGGACCGCCUCUAGCAGGCAGCCUUGUGGACAGCACUGGUCUGUACAUGUAUGUUUUCCUCGCCUGCAGUAUCACAGUGGUCUUAUCAGCUUUGUUUCUCAUGGUGUCUUUCUACUUGCUGGACCGCCGUGACACAGCACUUAAGGAUGCAUCAUCGAAUCAAGUGUCAACAGUUACACCGGAAGUUCUCAUAGUGUGUGUAGGGGGAAAGGUCAAGGAACCUGUAAAAGAAACUGAAUGCACCACAACUGUAUGAACCGAGUACAUUGACAAUCAACAUCUGUGUUAGAUGAAUGAAACAUAUGCACAUAAUUUGAAUACAAAUUGAUUUAUUUUCAAGGUUUAUUAUUAUAUCUGGGGCAUUUAACAAUAACACCAAUGAUAUACACUUUAAGCUUGUUUAAAGAUAUGAUGUGUAUUUGUCAGAUUGUGAGGGUUAUAUUGCUUUACAUUGCUAGAUCAAGCUUUGUGUUACACUAUUACACAUUUCUAAGCAUGUUCGUUUUUUUAUAUGCUAUUUUACAGUACACUUGCCAAUAUGACAUUUAUCAAUGGCUGUUGACCUGAAUCUUAUCUUUCAGAAUGUUAAUGAUCACAUUACCUUAUUGGAUAUUGCACUGUUUCCAGCAGUUCGUCAGAGCGUUUUGGGGUUUACUAUUCUUUAUGUUGUUUACGUGUUUAUUUGUGUACUGCACCCCAUUCUGGAACAUUGCCAGUACUGCAGUGCUUCUAGGUCUGCACAAAUGGAAACCAAAUUUAGUCUGUGGCUGUAGUACCCUGGUCUGUUUUACAUUAUCAUGCUGUUAUUACAUUUUAUACAGUUAUCAUCUGCACAUAGUCAAUCAGAGUAGACAAAGUUCAUGUCUCUUAGAUUUCUUCACAUUACAUGUCCUUUACAUGAGCUGUAUAUUAUAAGCACAUACUUGUUUUACAGCUGAACGUUAGCUAGAGUCAGAUUGUGCGUGCUUCACUGUUAAUGCCUUAUCUAAUGCUAUCAGGGAACUGUACACAAAUCAAGUGCCGUAUGAAUGAAAAUAUUUAUGUAUUCCCAGAGCUGUUCAUCUGCACUGUACACCAAAAGUCCUGCUGGUUCUAGUAUAUUUUUACAGAGUAUAUACAUAUUAUACACAAUAUAUUGGUCUAUAUAUAAAAUAUUGGUCCUGUUGCCAUUGUUUAACACUGUGUACAUCUAUAGAUUGUAUAAGGUCAUAUGUUAUUUACAAGUCUUCUUUUCAAAUAAAUACUCUGUUUCAUUUCGAAUAAAAAAAGCUUAUUUCAGUUCAAAUUGAGUUUUGCUUCCACGUAAUUGAAAUUGUACACUAUGAGUCUGUCAUCAAUAUGGAAAUGAUAUCAAUUCUUUAAAUUCUUUCAGAAGAAUUUAGGCUUGAAGAGAGAGGACAUUAUCAGACCAAGGAUAAACAGAUGCUUUCUCCAUGGUAGACAUUUAAAAAAAAAUCUGUAAUAUCUGUAAAAUUCAAUCUUAUCCAGGAUGUGUUCGGGCCUUGCACAGUGUUCCUGGGAUUGGCUCCAGAGUCAACAUCAACCACCACCACCAGCACAGUAAUAAUAAUAAUAAUCAUCAUCAUCAUCACCAUCAUAAAAAUUCUGGUGUGUCCGGGACGGUUUUUUU
Messenger RNA from Ictalurus furcatus (blue catfish), 5360 nucleotides. It is a transcript of the gene slc16a5a, whose product is annotated as solute carrier family 16 member 5a. NCBI's taxonomy places the organism in Eukaryota, Metazoa, Chordata, Actinopteri, Siluriformes, Ictaluridae. The record is from RefSeq and is a predicted model, not a curated record. The transcript is spliced from 5 exons. Gene Ontology annotation, molecular function: monocarboxylic acid transmembrane transporter activity. Bases 2475 to 3986 code for a protein of 503 amino acids. Gene Ontology annotation, biological process: monocarboxylic acid transport; transmembrane transport.